Molecule: messenger RNA, 995 nt
Organism: Microcebus murinus (gray mouse lemur)
Lineage: Eukaryota; Metazoa; Chordata; Mammalia; Primates; Cheirogaleidae
Source: RefSeq, a predicted model, not a curated record
UGCGCACUUUGGGGAAAGCGGAGCUGGACCCCGCCCCAUACCGCUGCUUUGCUCCUCCACUGUGCGAGCGAGGGACGUCGGGGGCGGCGCCGCAGCAGUUGCCCCUGGUAACGGGGGAGGCAGCAGCAGGAGCAGGAGGAGGAGGAGGAGGAGGAGGAGGGAUUCGGCGGGAGGAUGGGCUUACUUUCAAUUUUGCGCAAAUUGAAAAGUGCACCAGACCAGGAGGUGAGAAUCCUUCUCCUGGGCUUGGAUAAUGCUGGCAAGACUACUCUUCUGAAGCAGCUUGCAUCUGAGGACAUCAGCCACAUCACACCUACACAGGGUUUUAACAUCAAAAGUGUACAGUCACAAGGUUUUAAACUGAAUGUGUGGGACAUUGGUGGACAGAGGAAAAUCAGACCAUACUGGAGGAAUUAUUUUGAAAAUACCGAUAUUCUUAUAUAUGUAAUUGACAGUGCCGACAGAAAAAGAUUUGAAGAGACGGGUCAGGAACUAGCUGAAUUACUGGAGGAAGAAAAGCUAAGUUGUGUGCCAGUGCUCAUCUUUGCUAAUAAGCAGGAUUUGCUCACAGCAGCCCCAGCCUCUGAAAUCGCAGAAGGACUGAACCUGCAUACCAUCCGAGACCGAAUCUGGCAGAUCCAGUCUUGCUCAGCUCUCACAGGAGAGGGCGUUCAGGUGAGAUUACAGGACGACUUGGUCACUGGCAACAUGGCAGCCAACCAAGGUGGUCUGUCUCAUUGGUUAGGCUGAUCUAGAUAGAAAAAGGUAUGAAACAAAUAGAUGAACCAUUCCAAGAUGAGAGAGCAUGGAGGCAUAUGGGUCUUUUCUACUUAGAAAGCAAUCAGAUAUCAUGACAUGUUUCAAGAGAGCCACAGAUAGGCCAUCCCACAUAUGCAACAAGCUUUCCCUGUCGGGUAGAAUGUCAGAACAGAAGACUUUGAAUAUUGUUUCUAACUCUAGGAUUCUUGAUGAUUGUGUUGGGGUUCUGUGUUGUG